This is a messenger RNA of Cryptococcus deneoformans JEC21, 693 nucleotides long. Its product is annotated as peptidase, putative. NCBI's taxonomy places the organism in Eukaryota, Fungi, Basidiomycota, Tremellomycetes, Tremellales, Cryptococcaceae. Gene Ontology annotation, cellular component: mitochondrial inner membrane peptidase complex; membrane. The transcript has 6 exons. Gene Ontology annotation, biological process: mitochondrial respiratory chain complex assembly. The record is from RefSeq and is a predicted model, not a curated record. Gene Ontology annotation, molecular function: serine-type endopeptidase activity. Bases 56 to 604 code for a protein of 182 amino acids.
AUCUAUACACGCAUUUAACGGCCAUAAGCCAUCGCAUGAAGAAAAGGAAACAUAAAUGGCCAGCGCGAGGUACUUUUUCAAACAUCAGGCGCUGAGAGACGCAGCCCGGAUACUGGCAUGGGUACCCGUAGGAGUCUUCUUCACGAGACAUGUAUAUUCCCUAGCUACCGUAACUGGUGGUAGUAUGCAACCGACAUUUAACCCUGAUUUGGCGACAAAUCCAUUACACAACGAUGUUGUUCUUUUGGAAAGAUGGUCGCCAGCAAUGAACAAAUACAAGAGGGGUGAUGUGGUUACAUUAUGGUCACCGCAGAACCCUCAACUAUUGACGACUAAGCGGAUAGUAGCUCUUGAAGGCGAUCUCGUGCACCCAUUACCACCCUCUCCACCGACACCAGUGAGAAUACCGCCAGGACAUUGCUGGGUUGAAGGUGAUUCGAAAUACCAGACAAGAGAUUCCAAUACCUAUGGUCCUAUUCCAUUAGGCUUAAUAACAGCUAGAGUGUCGCACAUUAUUUGGCCAUGGGCGAGAGCUGGGGAAGUACAUUCCGGACAAGGGAAGUCCAAAGGAAGGGUAAAAAAGCUUGCCGACUCGUUCAUCUAGGAGUGUUUUAGACGCGUGAUGUUUGUUGUAAAGUUUAUAUCGGGUGACAGUUCAGACAUCACAUUCCACAGCAUGGCAUUAACUUUACC